Molecule: messenger RNA, 2508 nt
Organism: Candidozyma haemuli
Lineage: Eukaryota; Fungi; Ascomycota; Pichiomycetes; Serinales; Metschnikowiaceae
Gene: ARP8
Product: Arp8p
Exons: 1
Coding region: 1-2508 (835 amino acids)
Biological process (GO): double-strand break repair; regulation of DNA-templated transcription
Cellular component (GO): Ino80 complex
Source: RefSeq, a predicted model, not a curated record
AUGGACACGUCGGCGACUCCAGCAGUAAAAGAAGAAGAAGACGAAAACACCAUCGUUCCUUCUUCUCCUGCGCCACCAUCCAUCGUCGAAGAGAACGCUUCUGGAUCCCCAGACAAGGAAAAGGCUCCAGCCGAAGAUGGAGAACAGGACAAGAAGAAACGCAAAACGGCCACCAAGGCGCUGCGUAAGCCUUCAGAGGAGGUCUUACAGCGUCGUAGAGAAGGCAGAAUCAAGGCAGCUGCCACAAUCGCUCAGAACUUGAAGAAAACUGGUAUUGGCAGGUUUGAAGAGCAUAAUGGGUUUAAGCUUACUGCUGUCAAGACGGUGCCUUUGAUUAACCAGAAGAACUACUAUGCUGAUUAUUUAAAGAAGGAUGAACAGGCCACGUUGAUCAGAAACUGGCGUAACGAGAAGGUGCUGGGCGUUAGUCUGGUGAAGGGCCCCAAGAGCGCUGGAUCAGACAAGAAGACCGAGGAGGAUGACGAAGAUGACGAAGACGACGAUAAUGAUGAUAACGACAACGACGACAACGACGAUGAGGAUAAUGAGAACGCGACGGGCGACCAGCCACGCGUGAAAGUGAAGAUGGGCCAUGAUACCAUUGUGAUCCAGCCCGGCUCGUCUUUUAUCCGUCUAGGCAGAGCUACAGAUUCUACUCCAGUUGCUGUGCCUGCUGUUGUCGCUUAUAAACGUAAGGAUGGCGUUGUUGACAAGCAUGAGAAGACUCCGUUGAGAACAGAGACUGAAGACGGUGAAUACGACUUUGGCACUCAUUUCGACGAAAUGAAGGCUGUUGUCACCAAAGACUUCAAGGCCAGAAUGAGGUAUUAUAAACGCCGUGUGCAGCCAAAUUCCAGGGAACUGGCGGCCGAUUUCAAUAGGAAACAGACCGGUGAACCUAUUUCUGAACAUAACGAACCAUCCACCAGAAACUGGUUACUGAGGGAUGACGAGUUACUUGAAAAGCAUGAGUUUAUCGCUGGGUCCAAGGCCUUGGAUAUCCCGAUUUCUGAUUCCUUCUCCCAAUGGCAUCACCGUUUUCCUAUCGUCAACGGUACAUUCAACCAAAGCACAAAAGACUACCUGUCGCCCCAGGAACUUUUUGGCGACAUAAUUCGUCUUACGCAAGCUGCAUUAGAACAGAUCAAUGUUGGCAAAAGUCCGCAAGAGUUGGCUAACCUCAAGUGUUUGCUUGUCAUUCCUGACUUGUACGAUAAAGCAUAUGUGGAGACUUGGUGUGAUCUUCUUCUCCAUUCCGUGUGUUUCGGUAAAGUUGGCAUUAUUCAGGAAGCUGUAGCUGCUACAUUUGGUGCGGGUGCUUCUUCGGCUUGUGUUGUUGAUGUUGGUUCUGAGAUCACCACGAUAUCGUGUGUUGACGAAGGAAUGAUUAUCAAUGAUUCUAGAAUCCGCCUUGACUAUGGUGGUAAACAGGUCACAGAGGCAUUGACAAAGCUACUAUUACAGCAGCAGUUCCCUUACAGAGACAUUGACUUAAGCUCUUUCAACGACGAUUGGCAACUAGCUGAAACCAUAAAACAUAACUAUGCUACCUUCAACGAUGCAGACAUUGCAGUGCAACUUUAUGACUUUUACAAGAGAAAGCCAGGCAAGGAAACAGAAAAGUUCUUGUUCAAAGUGUUUGACGAAGUCAUGCUAGCGCCUUUGGGACUCUUCUAUCCUGAUUUAUUUGAGAUCGCCAAGGAACACAGAGAAAGACCAUUGCUCCCAGAGUCAUUCGACCAGUACACUGGCGAGCCCAACAAUCCUUACUCUAAAGCGCAUGAGAACUUACAAUUCGGUUCAGCUUACUCAGACAUGACAGAUGAAGCCUUGUUGGUGAAGCUUGCGGAAGAGAAAGCCAACCUGAAGCAGGCAAGUGCACCAAAGGCAUUGAACACCCAGGGGCAAAUUGAUACCCUGCUGCCAGUAACUGCCCCUCUUGAUAAGGCCAUCAUUGAGUCUAUCACUAAUGCCGGUAUUUCUACUGAUUUUGGUAAAGCCAAGAAGCUCUACGACAAUUUGCUUGUUGUUGGUGGAGGCUUGGCCAAAAUUGACAAUUUUGAUGUUCUUCUUAAUGACAGAAUUAAUAUCUGGAGGCCCAAGUUCUUGUCAACGAGCACGUUGGACGAUGUUCUCGUGUAUGUCAGCAAAGAAAAGGACAAGAUGGAUAACAGGAGAAAACAAAUGAUCGAAGAUGCUAAGAAGAAGAAGGCUGGUAGUCUGUCGAUUGACGAGGUUGAAUUGACUGAAGACGAGCUUGCAACAAUCCACAACGAUACACAGCUCUAUGUUGAUCUUGAUCGUGCAGAUGGUCUUAGCGAUCAAGGCCAGGUGGUGGCCAUCAACGUUCUUCCACCUCCAAAGGACUACGAUCCAAGAGAAUUGACAUGGAAGGGAGCAGGUGUUUUUGGCAGAUUGAAGGUUGCCAGCGAGAUGUGGAUCACUGCAGAGGACUGGGAGCUUCUUAACUCCAGAACGCUUUACUACAAGAGUUUGUUCAACUACUAA